AUGGACUACUACAGCGUACUCGGAGUCUCCGCCCAGGCUUCUACCGAGGAGAUCACCAAACACUUCAAACGACUAGCCCUCAAGUACCAUCCCGACAAAACCAAUCAUGACCCGUUGCUUACGGAGAAGUUUAAAGAGUUGAAUCGGGCAUACGAAGUGCUUAAGGACAAUCGUCUACGACAGAUUUACGACACCAAAGGCGAAGAGGGCGUCCGCCAGGAGGAAGCACCCCCACCCAAUCAUCACUUCACUCAGGGAGCUCUGGCGUUCUCUGCUUUUACCCAAGGAAGUGCCCAAAAUAUAUUCACACAAAUCUUUUCGGAUUUGAACCUGAUUUUCGAACAAUCACAAAUCCCCACAUACGAUUUUGGUGACAUGAAACGACAUGUGGAACCAUUGGUGCUGGAUAUGCCUCGGCAAUACGAACAGGGCAAAGACAUCCAUCAUACUUGUCAAGUUGAACUUGGCGAUCUAUUCUACGGGAAGCAAAUCAAAUUGUCACUUCCUAAACGGCUGAAAUGUGCCAGCUGUGAUGGUCUUGGUGGUGUCAGCCCCAAAACUUGUCGUGGGUGCCAAGGACUGGGUAAAGUGAUUAUUUCCCAUUUCAAUGAGUUCUCCCAAAUGAAGCAAGUAGGCCUGUGUCGUGCUUGUCAUGGGCGGGGAUUUUACAAUCCGCCAGCUCAAGCUUGUGAUGAUUGCAAGGGGGCUGGAUACAUUAAGGAGAACAAGGUUCUCAAAGUCAAUUUGCUCCCCGGUUCACGCAAUGGGGACAAAAUUUACUUACGCGGGGAAGGUGACGAAGGUCCAUUUCUUAUCCCGGGUGAUGUAAUUAUUCAUAUUUGUGAACGUCCACACAAAUUCCUUGUGCGGCGUAAUAAUGAUCUAUUCAUGGAAAAAGAAAUCGAUUUAUCCACCGCCCUUUUAGGUGGAUCGAUUUACAUUGAUGAUUUUGUUGUCGAUGGCCAAGCGCUUCAUAUCGAUAUUGAACGCGAGCAAUGCCCUCUCCAAAGCGGCGAGCCGAAAUUGAUCAAAGGCUACGGUAUGCCGAUCAAUCAAGCCACUAAGGGCGGUCAAAUCGAGCAAACAUUGGAGGACGUCGACUUCUUCAAGGAUGUGGCGUUCGACAUGUCCAAGUACUCUCGGGGUAACUUGUACAUCAACUUCACGGUGAAAAUGCCGGAUCUCAAUCUGAUUUCCGAAACAGACGCCACCGUGUUAUCCCUGCUUUUGGGAUCACGCAUACAAACGCCAGACCACGGCCAGAUCAUUGGCACUGGCGCAUUGACGAACUUAGACAAUCACAAGCGUCGACGUUUGUAG
Diutina rugosa is the source of this 1320-nucleotide messenger RNA. RefSeq lists its product as uncharacterized. Gene Ontology annotation, cellular component: cytosol; nucleus; cytoplasm. The record is from RefSeq and is a predicted model, not a curated record. Bases 1 to 1320 code for a protein of 439 amino acids. Gene Ontology annotation, molecular function: Hsp70 protein binding. The transcript has a single exon. Lineage: Eukaryota; Fungi; Ascomycota; Pichiomycetes; Serinales; Debaryomycetaceae. Gene Ontology annotation, biological process: protein refolding.